Messenger RNA from Elaeis guineensis (African oil palm), 785 nucleotides. Lineage: Eukaryota; Viridiplantae; Streptophyta; Magnoliopsida; Arecales; Arecaceae. The record is from RefSeq and is a predicted model, not a curated record.
AGAUAAAUAACCUACCAAGAACGCACCCGACAAGACCAGACUCGGAGCCCAUUAGGUUAAAAAAUUAACACCGGAAAGAAAAACCCUAAACAAAACCCAACCCACGAUCCUCCAGGCGUCAAAACAUCGGAUUCGUCUGUCUUCUUUUAUUUAAACUCCGCUUCAACAAGAAACCCUGUCCCGCUUCUCUCGUUGUUUUGCCUCGGUUCCGUCGUUCGCGAGGAGGAGCGAUGUCUAGGGUUUUUGGAGGUUGCCGGGCUCUGAUGGGGGCCAGGGCCGCGACGAAGGUGGCGGCCGCCCCAGCGGCGGACGCGUCGGUGGCGAAGCCCAAGAACACCGUGGGCAUCCUGAAGCCGCUGCCCGUCUCCCCAGCCAUGAGGAAGUUCGUCGGCUCCCCGGAGAUCUCGCGCGCCGAGGUGGUCAAGAAGAUAUGGGAGCAUAUCAAGCUCAACCAGCUCCAGAAUCCAACUAACAAAAGGGAGAUUCACUGUGAUGAGAAACUGAAGACCAUAUUUGAUGGGAGGGACAAAGUGGGGAUGUUGGAGAUUGCAAGAUUGAUCGCCCCUCAUUUUCUGAAAUCUGGCUGAACUAUCAGAAACAAUAUGUAGUUGUUCUUUUGUGAUCUAUGUCCAGGUCGUUCCAACAGUCAAUGUGGUCUUAUAUAAUUUGGACUUUGCUUGUUCUAACCAGGAUUGAGUUGAAUUCACUACCAUCUAUGUACAAAUUUGGCAGCUUUUAUGUGUCUUUUCUCUGCUUAAAUAUUAUGAUUCCAACUUUUGUUUAUA